AUGUACGUCAUAAACACGGCACAUAUAGCACACACACACGCACGACGCGAGGCACACAUGAACCUCCCGAAACCGAAAAAGUCCUCAUCAAACGUACCACUCGCGUUCGCGUUAACUUUUUUCGCCUCGCUCACCUUCGCCUUCCCUUUAUACGUGUCGCACAACCCGUCCAAUCCUCUUUCCACGAGCGAAAAAUCCUUGUCCUCGGCGGCGAUACGAAGAGGCGUGUUCAUGAACAGCGGGAGCAAAGACGUCGGGUACGAUCCGACCACGGACGUGGACACGAUGCAUUCAAAAAAGAAAAAGAAAUGA
Molecule: messenger RNA, 312 nt
Organism: Bathycoccus prasinos
Lineage: Eukaryota; Viridiplantae; Chlorophyta; Mamiellophyceae; Mamiellales; Bathycoccaceae
Exons: 1
Coding region: 1-312 (103 amino acids)
Source: RefSeq, a predicted model, not a curated record